Messenger RNA from Coniophora puteana RWD-64-598 SS2, 1074 nucleotides. Its product is annotated as WD40 repeat-like protein. Bases 1 to 1074 code for a protein of 357 amino acids. Gene Ontology annotation, molecular function: protein binding. NCBI's taxonomy places the organism in Eukaryota, Fungi, Basidiomycota, Agaricomycetes, Boletales, Coniophoraceae. The record is from RefSeq and is a predicted model, not a curated record. The transcript has 7 exons.
AUGGUGCUUCGUUAUGCGCACCGCCUGACGUUCCCUACUGUACACUCAAAACCCAUACGAUGCCUAGCUUUUCAUCCCAACAGAGAUGUCGUUGCUUCCGCUGGAGAGGACACGAAAGUAAUCAUGUGGGACACGAAUUCUGGGGAAGUCAAGUACUACGCCGAAGGCCGGAGUCCUGCGCGAAGUCUAUUGUGGACUUCAUGGGAUGAAGAGCUUCAUUGUGGAUUUCAAGACGGAUAUCUUAUGUCAGUAACCGCGGAUGAGGCAGAUCAGAUGCUCAGAGUCAAGGGCGUCUUGUGCCACGCUUCGCUACCGUUGGAGAGCAUGACUGCACAUCCUGACGGAAGGAUUUUGGCUACAGCAGCGCGAGCAGAGGUUAGAUUAUGGACUCGGAAGAGCAAACGAGUGACACUUGGUGAGGAAGGUCAUUGGAAAGCUUACGCGGCGCUCAGGGAGCCGCAAAAGACUGCUGUUACUGAGAAACAUGAGGUCAUAGUGACCUCCGUUCAUUGGCUACCGCCUAAUGCGUUUAAAUCCUUUGGCUCGGACACCAACCCUACGGCGUCUUUCUCCGAUGUUGGGGACGUCUUAGUUUCCUAUCUGACGCACGGCGUUGUCUGCUGGGACGUCAAUUCUUGCUCUGCUCGGUGGUAUGUCAGCAUGUCGGGAUAUGUAUCUACGACUGCGUUGUCCUCGAGCGCCCAGUAUCUUGCUGUGUCAGAUUUCCGAGGAGGGGUGGAUAUCUACGAUAUGGACACUGGCUUCAUUGUGAAAUCAUUCAUAAUCAGUAGCCGGAAAGAACGAAGUCCAGUGUCUUUCAUCCAUGAUGAUACCUCCCUUCUUGCCAGCAAUUCCAACGGAGUGGCAUCCAUCUGGCAUGUUUUCACAGGAACUGAGGUUCAAUGUUUAAGGUUGGAUGCCCACGUUACGCAACUGGCGAAUGCACCAGCAAUCGCAGCUCAAACUCUAUCCGGAGAUCUACUGCGCGUCGCCGUUGGUUUACGAGGCGAUGGCCUAUGUGGAUUCAGUAUUUGGGAGACGGUUGAGGUUGAGGUUGAGGUUGACCGCCGCUGA